AAAAGGGACAUAAGUCACAUUUUUUUUUAGUGCCGUUGUAACUUUGAACUUUAGGAACUAUUGUAAGUCAAGGAUUAUCUCUAUUUGUAGGAAAUGUACAUUCCCAGUGACGCUUAUAACGGUCUUUUGUUUUUUUAAUUUGUAGUUUUCAUCAUGGGGGACAUGAAAACUCCUGACUUCGACGACCUGCUGGCUGCUUUCGACAUUCCUGACCCAACCAGCCUUGACGCCAAGGAAGCCAUCCAGACCACCGGCGAGGAGAGCGACCACCACCUCAAGCAGACAGGCAUCGGGAUAGACGAAAACACCGCGUUGUCCCAUGCCGCCCCUCCGGCCUCCGACGUUCCCGUCGUGAGCGUCAUUGUGAAAAACACUUGUCGCCAGGAGUCGUUCGAGGCGGAAAAGGAUGGCAAUCACCUCGCCCCGGGCCUGUUGCACAACGGAUUCCGUGGCUCGGAUCUGCCCCUGGAGACUCACGGCUAUAGGAAAUUCGAUUCGGCCUUCGUCAACGGGGACGGCUUGAGGAAUUACCCGGAGAAGUUGGAACCAGCCAAAUCGGAACCUUUACCGACUUUUAGUCAGUUCAGUCCUAUCUCCAGCCCGGAGCCUGACGACGUCCUGAAAGAAAACAGUAUUGUAGACAAACCUAAACUUGCCCAAACUCCUUAUUUCCCACCUCAUCCCAUGUAUAUUCCGUCAGGAUCGUCCGUCUUAGAUUUGCUAAGUAGGACCCUGCCGGAGCCGGAAUUCAGUAGGUUUAUCUCCACUGGCCCAUCGCUGCUAGAUCUCUUAAGUAAGAAACUGCCCGAGCCAGAACUGAGCAUGUUUGAUCAAUAUUGUAAAAGAGAACCGAAGAUCGACAUCCACGGCCUUCAAGAGAACCGAGCCGACAUCGCCACCAAGAGAGAGCGCGAGAAGAGUCCGGAGAAAUGUGACGGGGCUGGCAAAGAUCUCGCGGACACCCACGGUUCCUUUGGCGAAGGGCUUCCUCCUGGCAACUUCCAUGGCAAUAACCUGGGGGAAGGCAAAGGUUCUGUGCCUGAGAUGACCUUUUCUUCCUCCGUCCCACCUCGCCAGCGUCUCAAGCCCACUCACUCCAAGCUGUCCUCUUGCGUCGCUGCCCUGGUAGCCCUCCAGGCCAAAAAGGUGGCGGGUAUAUCGAAGGAGGAUCAGGUGAAUGUGACCAGAGAGCCUCCCACCUCCUUUAAGGAUGGCAUGAAGGGGAGCCCCAAAAUGCCCAAAUCGCCCAAGAGCCCCAGAAGCCCGCUGGAAAUAGUGAGAAAGGUCAACAAGCAGCCCGAUUCUCCCCGGAGCGUGUGCAGCGACAGCAGCGGCAAAGGUUCUCCUUCGGUGGCCACCGGCUCCCCUCCGGCCAUUCCCAAAGUGCGGAUCAAGACCAUCAAAACCUCUUCGGGUGAAAUUAAAAGGAUGGUCACAAGAAUCUUGCCCGAAGUGGACGACCCGGGUAAAUCACCUCAUGAUUCGCUUGCAGACGACUCAAUGGUCGAAUCCUUCCCUUCUCCAGAAGCGGCCUCUUCCCUGGAAGCCGAGCCGGGCAAAGAUUUUGCAAAAGCAACCGUCCCGGAACCAAAUUUAGCCAGCCCCCAAAUCAACCCUUUGAUUUCAGACAUUCCCUUAAGCGGCAUCCCCAGUGCGUUGCACUUGGCCAACAGCGGGACGACAAAAGUAGGCCUUGCGGGACAGCCGUUGAGCAAAAAGCAGCAGCCGGGCACCGCGGCCCAGCCUUGCAACCCCGCCAGUCUCCUCCCCAAGGCCGUGCACCUGGCCAAUCUCAACCUGGUGCCCCACAGCGUUGCUGCGUCGGUGGCGGCCAGGUCCAGCGGCGUGCAGCGGCGCGGGCAGUCCCAACCGACCCAGGUGACCGUGCCGCUGAUGCAGCAGGUCAAGAAGACCGCCCCGCUCGUGGUUGAGGCGUUCAACAAAGUGUUGCAUGGUGCCAACCCAGUGCCAAUCUACACGCCCAACCUCAGCCCUCCCCCCGAGAGCAGUAUACACGUCCCUGCCGCCGGCUACGGCUGCCUGGAAUGUGGCGAUUCGUUUGCCUUAGAAAAAAGCCUGACGCAACAUUACAGCCGGAGGAGCGUGCACAUCGAAGUCAUGUGCACUCAGUGCUCAGCCACGCUGCUCUUCUUCAACAAGUGCAGCCUACUCAAGCACGCGCGGGAUCACAAGAGCAAAGGCUUCAUCAUGCAGUGUUCGCAGCUUCUCAUGAAACCCAUCAACGUAGACCAAAUGUUCUCGCCGUCCCCCACCAGUUCGUCGGCCUCGUUGAGCCCGCCCACUGCACCGUUGUCCUCUCUGCCCCAGAAGCCCUGCGCUGCCCCGGGAAGCGGGGCGGGCGGCACGAGCGCUACCCAGCCGGCCCUGCCUCUGUACACAGACCCUUUGAGACUUAUUCGCUAUGGAUUAAAGUGUUUUGAAUGUAAUAAACAAGCCUUGGACUAUAUUGCCCUAGCCGUACAUUAUCAGAGGACAUCGGACGAUAAUGAGGGCCUGACAUGCCAAGUGUGUCAGAUGCUGUUGCCGAACAAAUGCAGUUAUUGUGCUCAUCAAAGAAUCCACACCCAUAAAUCUCCCUAUUGCUGCCCUGAGUGCGGGGCCAUUUGCCGGUCAGCCUACUUCCAAACCCACGUCAAAGAGAACUGCCUGCAUUACUCCCGCAAAGUCGGUUACAGGUGCAGCCACUGCGGGGUGGUUUUCAUGUCCCAGGCUAUGCUGAAAGUCCAUAUUCACGAGAAGCACUGCGAAGUCUUCCACAAGUGUUCGUUCUGCCCCAUGGCCUUCAAGUCUGCAGACAGCACCACCGCGCACAUUAACAGCCAGCAUCCUGCAGAGCCUCACAAGACAUCUCAGGUGAUCUACAAAUGUUCCUGUGAGACCGUCUUCAACAAGAAGAGACUUCUGCAAGAUCACUUCCAGCAAAACGCCAACCGGCUGAUGGUGGGCGUGUUUAAGUGCCCCCACUGCCAACUGGUGUAUAUGCAGAAGCUGCAGCUAAUGCAGCAUGUCAAGAGCAUCCACGGAGUCCCAGAAAAUCCCGAGGACUUCACUAGCGCUCGGCCGAAGGCUGAGACGACCGCCACGAGCAGUCCCGCCCUUCCCACCUCCAAGGAACUGUCCAUCGUCAACGGUACUUCUCAGCCGAGCUCUUUGCCCGCGAAAGGCGUCAGCCCGGAAUCCAAGCCAAAAGCCAAAACGGGCAGUUGGACUUGCCAGGUGUGCUCGCAGUGGCUUCCUGAUCGUGAAACCUACGUGUCCCACAUGAGGAAAAGCCACGGAAAGGUAUUGCACAGACGAAAUCCAGACGUUUCCACAGCCAUCGAUGCUGGAGAGUCACAUGAGCCUCAUGCACGGCAUAAAAAAUCCAGAUGUUUCCCAGAUAUCCAAAGACUUGACAAAAACGAAAUCUCCAAAGAGAGUAACCGCCGAUGGCCCGAGUCCGAUGGAAGCGGCCGCAUCCGGAUCAGACGAUCCCCCAGCAAAGAAACUGAAGGCAGCCCGCUGGAAAUGUGCAAAGUGUGGCUUUGCGACAGCCACCGAGACUGAAUUUCUGGAUCACAUACCUCGACACAAGUCAGACAGUUCCACUUACCAGUGCCUGCACUGCGGCUUGUGUUACACUUCGCACCUGUCUCUGAACAGGCACCUCUUUAUCGUUCAUAAAGUCAAAGAUCCGGAAGAAGAACAAGGGGAGGAGGAGGAGGAAGAAGAGGAGGAGGAAGAAGAGCCAGAACAAGAGAGUGCAAAAAAGAUUCCGGAAAUGGAAACGAGAGAGAACGGACUGGGUGAAGCCAACAGCGAGACCAGCCACAGCAGGGCGAAAGGAGACCCUUCCAAGGACAGAGACUCGGAGCAGCGCGACCCCGCGCCCUGCAGCAAAGAGAAAAGCAGUUCCCAGAACAAACCCACAAAGUCUCCCUCUAUUUAAGAGUCCUCUCA
Messenger RNA from Thamnophis sirtalis, 3960 nucleotides. The record is from RefSeq and is a predicted model, not a curated record. NCBI's taxonomy places the organism in Eukaryota, Metazoa, Chordata, Lepidosauria, Squamata, Natricidae.